AUGGCACUUCUUCAGCUUAUUUUAGUUUUCAAAUUUCUCCUAUUGAGGCAGAUCGUAGUAGGGAACAACGAGACAGAUCGACUUGCUUUGUUGGAGUUCAAGAAACAAAUUGAUCUUGAUCUGUAUGGAGCACUAAGUUCUUGGAACGAUUCCAUCCCUUUCUGCAGCUGGGUUGGGAUCACUUGUGGCGGUCAUCGUCAUCCACAACGAGUUAUUAGCUUGGAUUUACAAGGGAAGGGAUUGGUAGAUAACAUAUCUCCUUCCAUUGGGAAUCUCACUUUUCUUCGUUUCCUCGACAUUGGAAACAAUAGCUUCCAUGGCAAAAUCCCCCAAGAGAUCGGUAAUUUGAUUCGAUUACAGUUCAUUGCUUUUCGAAACAACACUCUAGGAGGAGAAAUUCCUACCAGCUUGGCCAACUGCACUGAUCUAACAGAAAUUCGUUUCAGCUAUAACAAUCUUGUUGGGAAGAUUCCGGUUGAACUAUUUACGCCUUGGUCAAAGUUGGAGAUCAUUUCUAUUAAUUAUAAUGGCUUAACAGGAAAAAUACCAGCUUCAUUUGGGAACGUUUCUUCUCUCCAAAUCAUCUCUUUGGGUGGAAAUGAACUCCAUGGGAGCAUUCCAGAAUCCUUUGGUCAACUAACAAACUUAUACUAUCUAUCACUUCUUCAAAACAAGCUAUAUGGUAUGUUCCCUGUCUCACUAUAUAAUCUCUCAUCUCUUGAAACCAUUUCUCUUUAUCAUAACCAACUGCAUGGGAGCCUUCCACGAGACAUAUGCCUCACUCUUCCAAAUCUCAAAGCACUAGCAAUUGGAAUGAACCUUUUCUCAGGGAACAUUCUGACUUCCAUCUCCAAUAUUUCAACACUUGAAAUAAUUGAUCUCGGUGGAAACAGUUUUGUUGGACCCGUCCAUAACAUCUUAGGAAAUCUUCAAAACCUUCACUUGUUCAGUAUUGCAAAAAAUCAAUGUGGAGGUGAUUUAGAUUUUGUAAAUUCUUUGGUCAAUUGUACACAUCUAGAGAUUUUGGACCUACAUUCAAAUGUUUUUAAGGGUCCCAUUCCCAACUUCAAAGCCAAUCUCUCAACACACCUCUCAAUGCUUUUUCUGGGAGGGAAUCAACUAUCUGGAACCAUUCCUAUUGGGAUUGAGAAUCUCGUCAACUUAACCUUCUUGGCCAUGGAGGUCAACUUUCUCGAGGGUAAUAUUCCAUUUUGUAUAGGGAAACUUUCAAAGCGUCAAAGAUUAUCCUUGGGUGCAAAUAGACUUUCAGGACAGAUACCUUCCUCUAUAGGUAAUUUCACUAUUUUGUACGAACUCCAUUUAGAUGCCAACAAUUUGAAUGGAACCAUUCCUUCCAGCAUUGAAAAUUGUCAACAAUUACAGUACCUAACCCUUGCUAAUAAUAGCCUCCAAGGCCCCGUACCUAAACAAAUCUUCCUUAUUUCCUCCUUAUCAAUAUCUCUUGACUUAUCUUCUAAUUCUCUGGCUGGUUCCCUACCAAUUGAAAUCGGUAACUUGAAGAGUCUUUCCACAAUAGAUAUCUCCAAAAUCAGAUUCUCUGGACAAAUCCCCUCCUCCAUUGGUGAGUGUAAUAGUUUGGAACAUCUUUAUAUGGGGGGUAAUUUCUUUGAAGGAACCAUUCCUCAAUCUUUGACUCUUUUGAAGGGGCUUCAAGAUUUAGAUCUCUCACUCAACAACUUAUCAGGGCAAAUCCCAAAAGAUCUAGAGAAACUUGCAGCAUUGCAAUGUUUGAAUUUAUCCUUCAAUAAUCUUGAGGGGGAGGUACCAACAAAAGGAAUUUUUAGAAAUGCAAGUGCAAUUUUGGUGAAUGGAAAUGAUAUGCUUUGUGGGAGAAAUGUUGAGUUACAUUUACGUACAUGCACAAACCCUGGAUCUAUGAAACGAGAAAAGUCCAAUGCUUUUAGAAUAGUUCUGGCGAUAAUCAGUGCGGUUCUUGGUGCUCUUUUGAUAUCUUCCUUUCUUAUUCAUUUUUGGAUAAGAAGAUCAAAAAGUAAACCUCCAUCCACACCAUUGAUCGGCGACCAAUUCUUAAAGCUAUCUUACAAAGAGCUCUUCCAAGCUACUGGUGGAUUUUCUUCAGCUAAUUUCAUAGGUUCUGGUAGUUUUGGCUCUAUAUACAAAGGGAUUAUCGACCAAGAUGAAACUAUUGUUGCAGUAAAGGUACUCAACCUUCAAAAUCCAAGAGUUUACAAGAGCUUUAUGGCUGAAUGUGAAGCAUUAAGAAACAUUCGACAUCGAAAUCUUGUCAAGAUUUUAACUUCAUGUUCAAGUCUUGAUUCAAAAGGCAAAGAUUUUAAAGCCCUUGUUUAUGAGUUCAUGCCUAAUGGGAGUCUAGAUGAAUGGUUGCAUCAGUCGGCGGGGGCACAAAAUCAUUCAAGGAAUUUAAGCCUUCUUCAAAGAUUAAACAUUGCAAUUGAUGUGGCUUCUGCAUUAGAUUACCUUCAUUACCACUGCUAUGCGGUAAUUGUUCAUUGUGACUUGAAACCAAGUAAUAUUCUACUUGACAGUGAUAUGACAGCACAUGUCAGUGAUUUUGGUUUGGCGAGGCUACUUUUAGAACCUGAUGACAGUUCAUCCCAGGCUCAAACUAGUACCAUUGGGAUAAAAGGAUCUAUUGGCUAUGCUGCUCCAGAAUAUGGCAUGGGUGGAAGGGCAACUAUACAAGGGGAUGUGUUUAGCUAUGGGAUCCUUUUAUUGGAGAUGUUCACGGGAAAAAAGCCAACGGAUCAAAUGUUUACUGAUGACUUAAAUCUCCAUAACUUUGCAAAGACAACUUUACCUGUAUACGUGAUGCACAUUAUAGAUCCCAUACUCCUACCCAAGGAAGAACACAAAGAACAAAUUGAAGAGGGUUCUAUCACCAAAGCUGAAGGUUCAAGUCAUAUGAAAGAUAAAUUGCAAAAUUGCAUAAAGUCAAUAAUUGAAAUUGCACUUCAAUGCUCAAUGGAAUCGCCAAGAGAACGUAUGCUGAUGAACGAUGUUGUGAGGGAACUACAUUUAAUCAGGAAAAUUUUUCUCAAAGCAUAA
Molecule: messenger RNA, 3048 nt
Organism: Telopea speciosissima
Lineage: Eukaryota; Viridiplantae; Streptophyta; Magnoliopsida; Proteales; Proteaceae
Product: probable LRR receptor-like serine/threonine-protein kinase At3g47570
Exons: 2
Coding region: 1-3048 (1015 amino acids)
Biological process (GO): protein phosphorylation
Molecular function (GO): protein binding; ATP binding; protein kinase activity
Source: RefSeq, a predicted model, not a curated record